GAGCACACGUCUACGGGAAAUGGAAGUUUCCUACAGUCCUUGAAGGCACCGCGGUCCAGCGCUGUUGACUGCGGAGUCAGGUCUGGAGGACGAGGAUGCGGAGCGGCGGGGCUUCUGCUGCUGCCUCCUCUUCUACCCGGUCCCGCCGCCAGCCUGAAGGAAAAUAACCGCAGCCAUGGCCUCGGACAGCUGUCUGUUUGUGUGGUCUGAUCAGUGUGUCAUUGUAUGUCCUCUCUCCCUCCUCCUGCCAGUCACCCCGGAGGCCAUCGGCUUCCUGUCGGCUGUGGGCGUCUUCAUCGUGGCGUUGGCCGUCCUCUUCCUCUUCAUUAAUAAGAAGCUGUGUUUCUCACGUGUCGGCGGGCUGCCCUGCUUAGAGCAACGUGGUCGCAACAAGAAGGGACGUCUGGGAGUCCUCCAAGGACUCGUGAACAACUACGGUGACGACGAUGAUGACGAUGCCAGCACUUCCUCUGACAGUGAAGACGAGGUCCUGAAGCAGUUUGAGAUCUCGGUGUCUCGCUCUCAGAGUUUCCGCACCAGCAGCAGUUUGGAGCCGACCCACCACACCCAGCUGCCGUUGAGCACACGCCACAAAUUCAGCCGCCUGUCAGACCAGGAGGAGGGCAGCACGGAGCCGUCGGACUGUGAAGAGAUGGAGGCUCCAAGCCAGCAGGGUUUCCAGGACCCGCUCUCUGCAGCUGAGGGAAAACAUGGGAGGACGUCCACACUCUGUUUGGACAACCCAGCUGGAGUUGAGACAUCCAGCCUCAGGGACAGUCCCACUCCGAGUAUGAACCGGCAGGCAGCAGAUGGAAGCGAGAACAUGGAGAACCCGUUGAAUGGUGACAAAAAUGAGUCCACAGACAUCUCUUCCACUUGGAGCCCAGAGCAACAGGAAGCUCCUCAUGUUGAGGGGUCAUCUAAGCCAGUGACUUCUUCUCCUCGACCCCCCAUCUCUAAAUGUGGAGACCUGGUUCUCUCUCUGGAGUACCGCCCUGACUCGGAGAAGCUGCUGGUCUCUGUGAUUGAGGCUCGGGACGUCCCCGACAAGGCUCGUAGCGGCAUGGACUCCUGGCAGGUGCAUAUGGUUCUCUUGCCCUCCAAGAAGCUGCGACACAAGACGUCGGUGCAGAAAGGCUCGCUGCCACAGUUCAACGAGAAGUUUCGCUUCUCCCGCCUGGAGCCGUCUGACCUGCAGAUGUCCGCCAUCAGGUUCAGACUGUACGCGCUGGGGGGCAGAAUGUCCCGCGAGCGAAUGAUGGGGGAGAAAGUCUUGCGUUUGGGAGGACUGGACCCAGAUGGAGGGACGAUGGAGACAACGCUGCUUCUGGAGCCUCGAAGUAACAUCAAGAGUGUGGAUUCCCAGCUGAGUUUAACUGCAGUGUCUCAGAGCGAUAGUGCCUCGUCCACUCAGUCUCUGACCCACGGCGGCGUCCCUGAGCUGCUCGUGGGUCUCACCUACAACGCCACCACAGGACGGAUGUCUGUAGAGCUCAUCAAAGGCAGCCACUUCAGAAACCUGGCUAUCAACAGACCUCCAGGUCUGCAAAGCUUUUAUCAGCCAGGUUUGCAGCAAACCACCACCUCAUUCUCACUCUGCAUCCUCUCUCCUCCCCCAGACACCUACGGGCGGCUGACUCUACUGAACUCGGUGGGUCAGGAGAUCUCUCGGUGUAAGACGUCCAUGCGCCGCGGCCAGCCCAACCCUGUCUACAAGGAGACAUUUGUCUUCCAGGUGGCGUUGUUCCAGCUGUCGGACGUCACGCUGCUGAUCUCCAUCUACAACCGCCGCAGCAUGAAGCGCAAAGAGAUGGUGGGAUGGGUCGCCCUGGGCCAGAACAGUAGCGGAGAGGAAGAGCAGCUGCACUGGCAGGACAUGAAGGAGAGUCGAGGACAGCAGGUCUGCCGGUGGCACGUCCUCCUGGAGGCCUGAAUCUACACACCAGACGGAUUUACAUGACGAGGAUUUAUAUGUGUUUUAAGGCUGGAGGGAAGUUGUUCUUUACUGUGAGAAACCUCAUGUAAGGUUUAAAGGACUCCAAACUGUUCUCAUAACAAUGAUCAUAAAGACAGCAGCUUGCUUUAUAUAAACAGAGAAUUCCUUAAUCCACUUUGAAAUCCAGAUUUUUACAAGAAAUGAAAUCCCUCUCACAAAGACAGGUCAUGUUUUUUCUCAUGUAACUACUUCUCUGUAAUUUUAGACCUUCAGUCUCAAAUAUUAGCUUGGAUUUGCCAUUAUGUGUUUCUCAUUCAGCCUUUCAUGCAUACAGAGCAUCUUAUUCUGUUCUUUUUCUCCAUCACAUGCACGUUUACCAGCCACGUUGGAGGGAAUCACAGAGACUUCCAAACCUGACCACGUUCCGAGUGGUGGAUCAGGAAAAGUUCUUCUUCUAGCUACUGAUCCUCUGAUUUAGGCAAAAGCAGAAAUAACUGUUUCAGUUUAGUUCAUUUUAGUUGACUAAAAAGUAACAAUGACCUGAUUUGAUGGGGAAAAUAUACAGUAGUACCAAAAGUAUUGGGACACCUAUCCAAUUCAAGCAGGAUCCAUAAAGAUGUAGUACAACGAAGUCCGGAUCUCAACCUGAUAGACACCCAUUAGGAUGAAUCAGAGCAAGGGCUGUGAGCCCGGCCUAAAAAGAAAUGGCUUGUGGUAAUCCUUCCCAGCAGGGCUGAAGCUGCAAACCCUCCAGAUUAAAGCAACAACACUAGACUAUGACAGAUUUAGGCACCCCCAAGACGGCUAAUCCAGUAUGUCUCUUCUGUCGUCUUAUAGUUCUUUGCUGAAUCGGCCACGGUUUGCAUGUGUAACAGCCACUGUGUUGAUAUCCAGUUGAUGGCGUGUGAUGCAGUGCAGUUUCCUGACCUCAGAUUGCUGCAGGGUAAUGACGGCUCCAACAAAAUACGUGCAUUAUAAAUGUCAUUGUACCAUGGAGGCAAGUCAGAAGCUCAAUGUUGAUGUCGGAAAAGGUUGCGUUGCUUUAAGUGAAUGUGAAGGCAGACAGCCCUGCACUUUUAUGUGAUAAUUUUACAGAACAGUUAGAAAUCAAGUAGAAAAAAUCUUAAUCAGGAUUCAUGGGAGAGUUUCUGAUAGAUGAUUAGCUAAUCCAUUAUGAUGGCCAGUUUCAAACCAUGUCAACGGACCUAUUAGCAAACCUCCCAGAAAGCAUUCAGGGAAAAACUUGCUGCUGAAGAACUUUUGCUCUGAUGAGGAGCCAACUUGGGAUCUGAAGCCAUUCAGAUAAGUAGCUGACACCAUCUUUAGACUGUGGUUAAACUGGUUUGUGCAGAAAAAGAACUAAUCUGAUGUUUUCAUAGUCAUUUGGCCAUUGUCCAUCAAGAUUUUUGCAUCUUCUUUCUACAGUAUACCAUUGCUGCAGAGGGAGCAUGUGACAGUAAAAAGAGCCACGGUUAAGAGUGGAAAUUAUUUCAUAAUUCCAGUGAAGGAGGAGGAUGUCAUAUUGUUCAUAUUCUCCGAUUCCACUCAAGCUAUUACUGACAGGAAGACCAGCAGCUGGAGACGCUUCACCUGUUUCAGCCUCGUCAUGUCUGAAUCAUGUUAUUUGGCCUGAGCUCUGCCUCCUUUACACGCUGAAGCUCAUGUCAACACCCCCCAACGCUGAGCUGAAAAGAGGCUUUCAAUAUCUCCAUGCAGCUGUUAAUAACAUGCAAUGAAUGACCCUGAGGGAACGUGCUCCCUCCCAACUUCUGAGCGUAGUAACUGGUAGUUACAGCUUCUGAAUGCCACAGCAAGGCUGCUGCUGCUCUUCCACUUUCCAUCUCAGCAGCUGAGUGAUACAGCUUGGGUUUAGCUGAUGACAAAAACUCUCCAGAACUUUCUGUUUGGUUUGAAAACCACAGUAUGAUCAGAAAUGAGUGCAAUAAGUGGCUGAAAGUGCAAAAGGAGAGACCUUUAGAUUCAUUAACUUAUAACCAAGCAAAAUAAAACCUGCUGAUGCUCAUAUUCACUUCACUGAAAUUCCAGCCAUCAGCCUUAUCUGAACAAAUCCUUAUGAUGCACGGUGGAAAUGAGAAAGAUGAGUGAAAUGAGUUGACAGACUCAUUUUAUUUAUUUAUUUAUUUAUUUAUGCAGGGAAGGAUGAAAAGCAAAAACUGAUUUUCAGCAGGUUCCUGCUGCAGAAACACAUCUUCUCUCUGCAGCUGCCUGACGAGCUGAGGUAUUAAAGAUGCUGCAGCAUUCUUCAUUUCCUGUUUACACUUAAUUAUUGUUUAGAAAUACACAUCCAAAAAAACAGCUUCAAUAUUUGGUUGGCCCUCCUUCAUCUCUGAUUCCAGCAGCUUCUCUGUGUCCGUGGCUGCGUUUACAUGGAGCACUUUGAUCCGAUCAAACGUCCGGUCAGUCAGAAUAAAAAUGCAUCAUGUGAACACGUGUACGCUCAUUCUGAUGGUUUUGUGGUGCAUGUUGUCUCUGCACAUGCUAGGACCAGGUGGGGUUACGGGACAUAAUGAGUUUCAGGGAAGACUUGAACAGUG
Molecule: messenger RNA, 4491 nt
Organism: Melanotaenia boesemani (Boeseman's rainbowfish)
Lineage: Eukaryota; Metazoa; Chordata; Actinopteri; Atheriniformes; Melanotaeniidae
Gene: syt16
Product: synaptotagmin XVI
Exons: 6
Coding region: 176-1933 (585 amino acids)
Source: RefSeq, a predicted model, not a curated record